AUGAGAGUAGAGGACAAAAAAAGAUCCCUAACAGUUGCCCCCUUCAAGUGUGCUUGGGGCGAGGAGUUCCGGUUUGUGGAGGCUGGGCGUGGGUGCAUUGCGUUCGAGGCAUCUGCCCAGAAUGAUGUUACCCUGGUGUUCCGUGAACAGCCUGGGAGCCAGCACUACCACUACAAAAUGGACAGCAGUCGUCAUUACGCUGUCAUCUUGGGUAGCCAUAGGAACAAAAGGUUGAAGAUUGAAGUGGACGGAAGGACUGUUGUCGAUGAAGCUGGAGUCGGCCUAUGCCGCUCAUCAUCUUUCCAGAGCUACUGGAUCAGCAUCUAUGAUGGAUUGAUAAGCAUUGGACAAGGAAGGCAUCCAAACAACAAUGUCCUCUUCCAGUGGCUCGACCCUGAUCCCAACCGGAAUGUUCAGUAUGUCGGAUUAUCCAGCUGGGACAAGCACGUGGGCUACCGAAAUAUAAGUGUUCUUCCAUCAGCUCCUCAAAACAGCAUCCGUUGGAGUCAAAUUGAGUAUGCAUAUGCUGAGCGGCACGGGGAAGGAGAUCAUGCUAAAAAUGAAGAAUCAAAAGAUGGCUGUGAGCAAAGGGUGAUUGCAGACUUUCUUGAGAGCUGGGAUUUCUCCGAUGCUAUGUUUGUUGUUGGUAGUGAAAGAAAGGUUGUCCCUGCGCACAAAAUUGUCUUGGCUGCUUCUGGAGAGUUUGAUUUUAUCUCAAUGAGUGGAACUGCCAUCGAGCUUCCGUCAUUCUCCUACCCAGUUCUCCACUCGCUUCUUGAGUAUAUCUAUACUGGGUCUACUCAGAUUGCAGAGUGGCAACUGGAUUCACUGCUGGAGUUGAGCUUACAAUUUAAAGUUAAACCUUUGGUAAAACGUUGUGAGGAAAUGCUCGACUGUUUUACUAAGAUGGAUAAUGAUCUCUCUGUGUCUAGUAGAAAGUUAGAAGUAUCAAGUAGUGGAUCUAAAGCCCAUCAAGUUGAUUAUUUCCCUUUCAAGGCUCCAGUGAGUGUGCAGAAAAUCAAACAAUUCCUUGCAAGUGGUGAGCAUAGUGAUAUAAACUUCUUUGUUAGUGGACAAGGUUUUGUUGCCAAGGCUCACAAACUCGUCCUUAGCUUGUGGAGCAUGCCAUUCGCCAAGAUGUUCACAAAUGGAAUGAAAGAAAGCAGCGCUCCAAAUGUAUUUUUCGAAGAUGCUUCUGCUGAAGCAUUUUCUCUCCUCCUUCAGUUUAUGUACAGUGGGGAACUUAAAGUGGAUAACCGGUAUAUCACACCUGCAUUGGUUCAGCUCCUCUUAUUAUCAGAUCAGUUUGGCAUCACUGUUCUUCAGUUUGAAUGCUGUAAAAGAAUUAUGGAAUUCCUUUCAGAGGACACAGUAUGUUCAGUAUUACAAGCAGUGUCAUCAAUACCAUCUUGUAAACUGCUUGAAGAAAUGUGCAAACAGAAUUUUGCAACACACUUUGAUUAUUGCACAACUGCUUGCACGGACUUUGUGCUGUUAGAUGAGGCAACAUUUAAGGAUAUUCUUCAGCAAGGUGAUAUGACUGUGACAUCGGAAGAGAAGGUUCUGGAUGCCAUCUUAACAUGGUGUAUGGAGGCUUGUGAAACUUUUUACUGGAGUUCUGUAGAUAAGCUAUUAAGCACUUCAACACCAGAGCAGCUCUUUGGAGAGAGGCUCACCGCCAUCAAUACUUUACUACCAUUUGUGCGGUUCCCUCUAAUGCCGCCGUCUCUCCUUCAGCGGAUGGAGAAAAGUAACCUAGCAAAGCACAUACAACUGUUCAGACAGUUGGUUGCAGAAGCCAUUGAGUUCUCUAAUGCUGGUGCUUGGAUGAUGAUGACAAACAAAUGUGAGAGAUUUCUACAUAGACGCUCAAGCUAUAGAGAGCUUCAGUAUAUUUCUGAUGGUGAUAACAAUGGUGUGAUCUACUAUGCUGGGACGUCAUUCGGGAAGCAUCAAUGGAUCAAUCCUGUUUUAGCCAAGAAUAUCACUGUGACGGCAAGCAGCCCAAAUUCGAGGUACACGGAUCCAAAGGCUCUGGUUUCAAAAAAUUACCAGGGGACUUGUUUUGCUGGGCCUCGAGACGAAGAUGGCAAGAAGUGUUCUUGGUGGAUGGUAGACAUUGGACAGGACCACCAGCUUAUGUGCAACUACUACACGGUAAGGCAGGAUGGCUCUACGGCAUUGUGA
This is a messenger RNA of Triticum turgidum subsp. durum (durum wheat), 2187 nucleotides long. The record is from the annotation of a GenBank genome assembly. NCBI's taxonomy places the organism in Eukaryota, Viridiplantae, Streptophyta, Magnoliopsida, Poales, Poaceae.